Messenger RNA from Physcomitrium patens, 2243 nucleotides. RefSeq lists its product as uncharacterized. Gene Ontology annotation, molecular function: ATP binding; protein kinase activity. Gene Ontology annotation, biological process: protein phosphorylation. NCBI's taxonomy places the organism in Eukaryota, Viridiplantae, Streptophyta, Bryopsida, Funariales, Funariaceae. Gene Ontology annotation, cellular component: chloroplast. The record is from RefSeq and is a predicted model, not a curated record.
UCGCCAUGGCCACCACUUUCUUCCUCCUCCCCUUCGCCUCGUCCUCUUCACUUGGCGCUUGCUCCUAAACCCACGUCCAAGACUCGAUUUUGCCAUGCAUUUGGGAAUCUACACGUCUUGAUCUUUUACAUUUGCCGACCACAAUAACACCUGUGUGCUUCACUCGCGACGGGCGGGCGCUUUGAAGAGCUGGGUCUAGCUCGGAGACAGCCACAACAACGAUUUCCAUCGCAGGAAUUGGGCAGCAUCGGAAUGAGAUUGGUAGGAUUUUAGGCUCGUUUGGUUGAGUGGUGGUGAGUUUGGAGAAUUGGGUUUAGAAUUAGGGUUUUGAUUUUGCAAGCAUGAUGCUGGGCGCUUCUUUGAGUGGUGGUUGCCUGAAAAAAGCAGCGCCUGGGUGUGGACAUGGUGGUGGUGGUGAAGCAGCGGCCCGCUUGUUAGAGUUGGAGCGUCCAUGUCGUGUGCCUUCGUCGAGGCAGCUCGUCACUGCUGCAUUGCCAUUGCCUCUUUCCUUUAGAGCUGCUUUUGGUGCCAAUUGGUGCACCAAAGCGAUCGCUGCUGCCCAUAGUGGGCGGCGUAGUAAUAGGGUUGUGAGGAGGAAGAGAGUUGUGGCGGAGAUUGAAUUGUUCUCCUCGGAUGACUUCGACGUGGAGCGGUUCUUGGGAUCCCAGGGAUACAUCAAUGUCUCCAGUUACACUCCACCACAACCAGGGAGUAGUAUGUUUGGAGCCGCCUUGGGCGAGAAUGCACCCUUAGGUAUGGAUCAACGAGAUCUUAACCGGAUAGGAGGACAGGAAGUUGGUGAAGGAAGUGUUCAGACAAGGUUGUAUGCAGGGCGUAUAGGCAGGGGUGAAAGGAUGGGUACUCGUGUAAUACUGAAGGCAUAUCCUGCAAUGGUAACGUCAGGUAGCGACGCAGAUGUGAUGGCUGCUAAUGAGCUUGCGGCCCAUGUUGUUCUUCAGGAUGAGGAAUUAGGGGAGAUUUCUGAGAACAUUUCGUAUCUAUAUGGUGGUUUCCAAACUAAAACAGGGGAGCAGUGGCUAGUGUUUCGAGACGAUGGCAAAGCGACAGCAGCAGACUACGCAAAAAUGGCUGCUGAAGCCACUACAGAAGGCCGGGCAGUCGGGGAAUGGGACUUCUGGGAUCGCUUUGACAAGACCAGACCCAUCCAAAGACGCCUUAUAUUCAUCACAAAGCUCUUACGUGGUGCUUUUCAAGGGCUAGCUUACAUUCACUCUCGGGGUCGUCUCCACCAAAGCCUUGGUCCUGCCUCGAUUGUUAUCAACACAACUUCUGAGCGUGACGCUAUGUACCUCAAUGCACGUCUACGUGACCUUGCCUUCUCUACUGAUGUGAGUAGUGGACUGGCAGCCUUUGGAGGACCCACUUUGGAAGAUCUUUGGGAGGGACGUGGCAGCAAUUUGAGUUCCGGAACACGAGACUCUGCUAUUGACCCUGCAGUAGCAAAGCUCUCUGAAGGUCUGUGGCGCAGAGCGGCUAUGGCGGGAGCUCGUGACUCACUGUCGAGAAGAUCCUUCGGCAUAGCAGAUGACAUAUACGCUGGGGGGUUGUUGUUGGCGUACAUGGUCUUUGUGCCUCUCAGCGAAGCUGGCAGCAUUGACGGUCCUUCAAUACAAAGGCUACUGGAGACAACAUUUCGGCUCGACAUUCCAGCAGUUCGUGAAUAUUGUGAGGCUGAUGACCGCUGGAGCGAGGCUGUGAACUUCAUGAAUCUUGACGACGGUGCAGGAUGGCAGCUACUGCAGGCCAUGCUCAACCCCGAUUACAGAUUAAGGCCCACUGUCGACGCCGUUUUGUCCCACCGCUUUCUGACUGGAGCUUUAUUAAAUUUAAGCUGAAUCAGUUGACAUGUUUCCAUGAUGUACAAUUGCCACAACAAGAUUGAUCUUACAACUAUGAGACCCCUCCUACACUAGUAUCUGGCGGCCGAUCAGUGUAGUUCAUAGUUCCAGCAUACAAUAACUGUGGUUUUCAACAGCCAAUUGUUACUGGAUACCAGUGUUGUAAUCUCUACCCAUUUGGGUUAACCACUAAAUGGCGUAUGGAUUUGCAGUAGAAUUCUCUCUCUCUUGGAAAGAUUGCAAAAAAAAACAAAGCGAGCAUUCUUUUGCGUUGAGUUUGUACCUGUGUAGGUUGGUAAUCUAGUGCCAUUAAUAGGGUUGAAUUUGAACCCCUACAAUAUUCAAUACCUUUUCAAAAAAAAAUUGCAGUUCAAAUUUACCAAU